Molecule: messenger RNA, 326 nt
Organism: Aureobasidium musti
Lineage: Eukaryota; Fungi; Ascomycota; Dothideomycetes; Dothideales; Saccotheciaceae
Source: the annotation of a GenBank genome assembly
GUGCCGGCACAAUCAGCUUGUACCUCUACGUGGCAGGCUGUUCAGCCUUGGAGUGGGAGCAGAUGGACGCUUCUGAUUUAGCCCGAAGAGGAGGAUCAUCACCAGCGCUGAUGAGCUUUGGAAGGGAGCCAGUCGGACACGGCUGGGGUAACCCGAAGAGGAGGACCGAAAAUGCGGUGCAGGCAUGGCUGAUGAGCCAUAAGGGGCUUGACUGGGUCGGCGUACCUGUUGAGUCUCAGNGAGGAAUUUUUUUUUUCAUUGGUUCGGUUAGUCCUUUGGACUGGCGGCUGAAGAAGAAUGUGCAGNUAAGGUUCCCGACUGGCAUG